Molecule: messenger RNA, 3591 nt
Organism: Phoenix dactylifera (date palm)
Lineage: Eukaryota; Viridiplantae; Streptophyta; Magnoliopsida; Arecales; Arecaceae
Source: RefSeq, a predicted model, not a curated record
CAGCGUCUUUAACAGAAACUCGCAUCAAAAGAAGAGCUUCCAACUCUACAGGCUCUUCCUUUGUACGAUGCAGUACACUAGAAACCAAAAAGAAGAAACAUUCCAAGCAGUGAAGCCCAUUAGUGUACUGAUGUUGUCUUCAGACAGUAAGUAUGCAAUGAAUUAAUUAGGCUCGAUAUCCGCGUGCAAGGUAAAACUUUCAGCAUCCUAAGAAAGAAGCCCGAGGACACAAUCUCACGUGCAUUAUUGUAAGGUAUGCAUAUAUGUGCAGUUCUUUAAAAGAAUACACAAAGUGUCACGCUCUCACAACACACCCAAAUAAACCACCUUAAAUUCUAGUUCAAUGUAAAACCCAACGUUACUCCCAUCCCACUCCCCUCUUCUUUCCUCCACAUCUCCUUUCUGGUUUUAUUCUCUACUAUUAACUCCGUUAUUAGUUUUAGUACAUCGUGGUUAACACCUUAGAAGAGGUGGAAAAAAGGAAGGAGAAUAGGAAGAGAUGAAGGUGGCGGUGGAGGUGUUGGAAGCGCACGACCUGGUGCCGAAGGACAGCGGCGGCACGGCGAGCCCCUUCGUCGAGGUGGACUUCGACGGGCAGCGCCGCCGCACCCAGACCAAACCUCACGACCUCAACCCCUUCUGGAACGAGGUUCUCAUCUUCGACGUCGCCGACCCCCUCGACCUGCCCAGCCGCACCAUCAACGUCGCCGUCUACCACGACGGCUCCGCCGGCGGCGGCCGCCAGAAGGGCCGGAGCUUCCUCGGCCGCGUCCGCCUCUCCGGCUCCUCCGUCGCCCCCUCUCGCGAGGAGGCCGCCCUCCAGGUCUGCUCCCUCGACCGGCGCCGCCUCUUCUUCCCCGUCCGCGGGGACCUCGCCCUCCGCAUCUUCGCCGUCCUCGGCUCUUCCAAAGCCUCCUCCAGCCACGCCCCCUCGACGACCACCACCGUCCCGGAAACCCAUUCCUCCGAGAAGCCUCUGCCGGCCACCAAGGAGAGGAAAGUCUUCCACACGGUGGGCUUCGAACCUGCGCGGACUCGGGCUAGAGAAUUCACGAACAUGGAGAAGAAGCACAGCCGCAGCCACCACUUCCGGGCAGAGGCAGCAGCGCCGGCGCCGGCGAUGCACAUGGAGGCCCCUCCACAGCCGAAACCCGAUUACGGUCUCAAAGAGACGCAGCCGCCGGUGGCCGCCCGGACGGGCUACCGCGGCGGCACCAAGAUCACCACCACCUACGACCUGGUAGAACAGAUGGAGUACCUCUACGUCAACAUCGUCAAAGCUCGAAACUUGCCGGCGAUGGACAUCACCGGCAGUGUCGACCCCUACGUCGAAGUGAAGCUCGGCAACUUCAUCGGACGCACCAAACACUUGGAGAAGAACCAGAACCCGGAGUGGCACCAGGUGUUCGCCUUCUCCAAAGAACGCCUCCAGGCUGACCGCCUGGUUGUGUCGGUGAAGGAUAAGGACCUCCUCAUGGAUGGCUUCGUGGGGAGAGUCGUCCUUCCCUUGGUCGAGGUCCCUUCCCGGCUCCCCCCCGACUCCCCCCUCGCCCCCCAGUGGUAUAGACUCGAGGAGGAGAGGAGGGAUCAGGACGUUGGGAGGGGGGAGCUGAUGAUGGCGGUGUGGAAGGGGAGCCAGGCUGACGAGGCCUACCCUGAAGCCUGGCAUUCGGACGCCCAUACCAUUCCCUUGGAGGCAGUCCUCCACACCCGUUCCAAGGUCUACUUUGCUCCCAGGCUUUGCUACCUCCGUGUUCAUGCCAUUGCAGCACAGGACCUGGUUCCCUCUGAAGCGACCCGGCUCCGCCCCGAGACGCACGUCAAGGUUCAGCUCGGACAUCAGAUCCGGUUCACCCGACCAUCCCCGGUCCGCUCGCUGAACCCGUCGUGGAACGAGGAGCUCAUGCUGGUGGGCAGCGAACCGUUCGAUGAGCCGGUCACUAUCACGGUUGAGGACCGGAUCGGUCCGGGCAAGGACGUCCCACUCGGCCGGCUCGUCCUCACCAAACCCAGAAUCCCAACUCAGGCCGACCACCGCAAGAUUAUGCCCGCCCAGUGGUUUGACCUCGCCAAGCCCACCUCCUCUUCCGCCGGCAGCGGCGAGGAGAGGAGGAGGGAGUCGACUAAAUUCUCGAGCAAGCUCCAUCUCCGGAUCUUCUACGACGCUGGCUACCAUGUCAUCGACGAGCCCGUCCAAUACAGCAGCGAUUUCCAGCCAUCGUCGAAGCCGCUCCGAAAGCAAAGCAUCGGAAUUCUGGAGCUCGGCAUUUUGAGUGCCAAAGAUUUAGUGCCAAUGAACGCCAGCAAUGGCGCUGCCACGACCGACGCCUACUGCGUCGCCAAGUACGGCCCCAAAUGGGUCCGGACUCGGACCAUCCUUGGAUCCCUCUCCCCAAAGUGGAACGAGCAGUACACUUGGGACGUCUUCGACCUCUGCACCGUCCUCACCAUCGCCGUGUUCGACAACUGCCAACUUUAUAACAAUGGCAGCAAGAACGGCAAUGGCUCCAAGGAUCAAAGGAUCGGCAAGAUAAGGAUUCGGCUCUCGACCUUACAAACGGAUAAGCUUUACACUCAUUACCAUCCACUGCUAGCUCUCGAGCCUUCUGGUCUGAAGAAGUUUGGCGAGCUGCAUUUAGCUAUCCGAUUCACUUGCGCGGCGUGGACGAACAUGCUUCUCCUCUACACGAAGCCGACGCUUCCGAAGAUGCACUACAUCCAACCGAUCCCGGUGAUGCAGAUGAACUACCUCCGCACCCAGGCGAUGGGCGUGGUCAUGGCUCGGCUUGCACGGGCCGAGCCGCCGCUCCGGAAGGAGGUGGUGGAGUACGUGCUCGACGUCGGGUCCCAUUUGUUCAGCAUGAGACGGAGCAAGGCCAACUUUGGACGUCUAGUCGUGCUGUUCUCCGGUGUGCCGGCGGCAGCCAGGUGGUUCGACGGAAUUCGGUACUGGAAGAACCCGGUAACCACGAUACUGGUCCAUGUGCUGUUCUUGAUACUGGUGUUCUACCCGUCCUUGAUCCUGCCUACCGUUUUCCUCUACCUCUUUGCCAUCGGAGUCUGGAACUUCCGGUUCCGGCCGGCGGAGCCGCCGCACAUGGACACGGAGCUGUCCUGUGCGGAAUUGGUCACCACAGAUGACCUGGACGAAGAAUUUGAUCCAUUUGUGACGAGGAGGCCGAUAGAGGUGGUGAAAAGGAGGUAUGACCGGCUGAGGUUUGUGGCGGGGAGGGUUCAGGAGCUGGUAGGGUUCUUGGCGACGCAGGGGGAGAGAGUCCGGGUCUUGUUGAGCUGGAGGGACCCCCGGGCGACGGCCAUCUUCAUAGUCUUUUCAGAGAUAUUAGCCGUUCUCCUCUUCGCGACACCGAUCCGGGUGGUAUUGGCUCUCGCCGGCCUGUACCUGCUGCGCCACCCCAGGUUCAGGAGCAAGAUGCCCUCUGUGUCUCAUAAUUUCUUCAGGAGGUUGCCGGCCGAGUCUGAUAUACUCCUAUGAACUAAUGAGCAGGAAGGAUCGAAGGAUGUGUAUUGUAUUAGACUACUGUUAGUCUUUAAUCAUCUCCUAUGAAUAUACUCGGUUAGUGUUUUAUGGAA